UCAUUAUAGUUAUUUAUUAAUAUUAUUGAGAAAAAUGUUAUUAUUAAAAAGAGAGAAAGAGAGAGAACUGUCUCCAUGUUGUGGCUGAUUAUGAUGUUUUGUUUCUGUUUCUGUAAUCGCAUGUGGUGCGCGGACGCUUUGAACGACGCGCGUGAAAUCGGACGCGUUGAACGAGCGGCGCACGGCGGAUUAUCAUCAUCAUCAUCAUCAUCAUCAUCAUCACCAUCACUGAUGUCGGAAGGAAAGCACUGAUAUGGCGAUGGGAUCUGAAUCUGAAUCUCCGCACGACUGUCUGCGUGGACGGUGUCUUGGGUUCCUCCGACAGAUGGAGGUUUACUCCAAGUUCCGCUAUUAUUUCCAACACCCGUGGUCCCGUGUUGUCGUGGCCUACCUCGUCACCUUCUGCAACUUCCUGGUGUUCGCCGAGGACCCGGUGUCGCACAGCCAGACGGAGGCGCACAUGAUCGUGGUGGGGAACUGCUUCUCCUUCGUGGUGAACAAAUACCCCGGCGGAGCCUGGAACGUCCUCAAGGUCCUGAUGUGGGUCAUCGCCAUCAUCACCGGACUCAUCGCCGGGAAGUUUGUGUUUCAUCGACGCCUGUUUGGUCGUGUCCUGCGUCUGAAGAUGUUUCGUGAGGAUCACGGCUCUUGGAUGACCAUGUUUUUCAGCACGAUUCUCUCGCUCUUCAUCUUCUCUCACAUCUAUAACCUCCUCCUGCUCAUGAACGGACAGAUGGGUCCUCACAUGGUGACGGAGUACAUGGGCAUCAGGAACGAGAGCUUGAUGAAGAUCGCCGCUGUCGGGACGUGGAUGGGGGAUUUCGUGACCGCGUGGAUGGUGACAGACAUGAUGCUGCAGGACUCUCAUUACCCGUGCUGGGGCCGGACCGCGAGGCACUACUGGAGGCAGGGUCACAACCGGAUCGUGUUGUUCUGGGCGGUUCUGAUCUCUCUGACGUCUGUGGUGGUUCUGGUCAUCAGUACGGACUGGAUCCGCUGGGAUAACCUGAACCGGGGGUUCCUGCCCAGUGACGAGGUGUCCCGAGCCUUCCUCGCCUCCUUCAUCCUGGUGUUCGACCUCCUCAUCGUCAUGCAGGACUGGGAGUUUCCGCACUUCAUGGGCGAUCUGGACAUGAACCUCCCGGGUCUGUCCACCACCCAGCUGAAGUUCAAACUGCCCGUGUGCAAACGCGUCUUUAAAGAGGAGUAUCACAUUCACAUCACUGGUAAAUGGUUUAAUUACGGAAUCAUCUUCCUGGUCCUCAUUCUGGACCUCAACAUGUGGAAGAACCAGAUCUUCUAUAAACCCUAUGAAUACGGUCAAUACGUGGGUCCAGGAGAGAAGAUCUACACCGUGGAGGAUCCGGAGACGCUGUCAGACUUCAACCGGAGCACGCUAACCUGGGAAUGGCGGUCCACUAACAUAGACCCGCGCACCAACCGCACGUACAUCCAGACGGACAUGUUCCUGCACAGCCGCUACGUGGGGUCCAGUCUGGACGUGAAAUGCCUGGCGUUUAUCCCGAGUCUGGCGGCUUUCGUGCUCUGUGGGUUCUUCAUCUGGCUGUUCGGCCGGUUCCAAGGUGGCGAGGUUUUCCCGGAGAACCCGGACAAGAGCUACGAGCGCAUCAAGCGCUCCGAUCUGGGAGUCACGCCGGAGGAAGUCGAGGCGUUUAAGAGGAGCGGGACGCCCAUGUUGCUCUUGGUGGACACUCAUCAUUUCGGGUCUUCGGACAACUCCAUGUCACCGUGCUCGAGCGAGACCCAGGAGACGCAACCCAGUGUAGCCCACGAGGACCCCGGUGAUGUCAAAAAACUGACCCCGUGACCUCAGCCAAAGGUCAGAUCCACUCUAGGAAUAUUUGAUGUUGUUUGGUGUCGGGUUUGUCCAACAAACUUCCAAAGUAUGUUGCUGAUUGGUAAGGGCUGCACCCUAAUAGCCGUACGCUAGUCGACGAGAAGAGGCUUAGACAACGAUGUGUGAAGUUUUUCCUUUGAGUUUUCCGACACCAUCGUCAAAACGAUCCCUAUUCACACGGAUACGGGAAAACGACUAAAAGCGCUGUGUUCUGCUGCCAGGCCACUAGAUGGCGAUAACACUAUAGACUGAACAGGUUAUACCCAUGAGCAUGACGUCAUCGGUUUCAGAGAUCCUCGUUUUCUGUUGUUUUCAGUCCCCCAAAACUGUUGUCGUGUAAGCGAACGGCCAAAACGCUAAGUUUUACGUUUUUAGUUGAAAUGGCGUCGUUUAAACAGCCCAUAAGUCUACCAAUAUUUUAUUAGACAGGGGAAAAAAACAAAUGUGGGAUAGAUCAUUAAUGGCGGGUCCUUGUGGAAAAUAAAUGAAAUUAAGUGAGGCCGGAAAUCGAAACGUUCUCAUAUCAUCCGUCGACACGAUUCUGGACAAAUUGUGCAUUACGUGUUUUUCUUUUUCUUUCAAAGAUUCUUCCACGAUUCUGAGCUAAUUAGAGAAAGCUAAUAUGUAAUUUAAUAAUAUGUAAUUUUCUGCAGUCUAUUUAAAAAAAAUUCAAUUUUGGGGGGGAAUGAAUGAUUCAAUAAAAAAAAAUUUUUUUAAGUCACAUGUCGCCACCUACUGGUGUAACGAUGUUAUUGACACAAUCGCCAAAUUACUUUCCAUAGCUCUAUUUUGAUCACUCCCUUAGAGUUUAUAAUCCGAACUUCAAACUUUUAUUCCAGUACUUCUGUGAUCAUCUGAAUAUUUCUUACAUUUCUGUGUGAAUGAGUCUAGAUAGAUAUCAGAUUUGAAUUUUCCAGUGGGAUUCAGACACUAGCGAAUCGUCUUUUAUGAAUGAAAUUGUGUGGGUUUUUGAAUCCAGCUCACAAUUUUUUUUUAUGAUUAAUCGUGCAGCUCUAAAAACGGAACCAAUUCAAAUCAAAAUCAAAAACUCUUUGCUUAUGUAAUCCAUAUGAAAGGUGCAUUUCUCUCUAUAUAUAUUGCGUAGAUGGCGAGUCAACAUCGUCAACUUCAACUGACUCAGAAAACACUGUUUUAUUUAUAAUUGAAAUUGCUAAUUUACGGCAUUCAUAAUCAUUACGGUGUUUUGCGUCAAGCUUUAUGUGCUCUUGAGCGUGGAAUAUGCUAUUUAUUAUGCCUAUAUAUUUAUAUAUAUAUUAGGCUCAUUAUGGUUCAGUACUCUCCUCAGUAUAUAUUUAAGUAUAUUACUAGAUUAGUCGACCGAUGGCUUAAACGCACGACUUCUAGUCGACUAUGAAAGGGGGCAGCUCGACUGAUGGGCUACGAUUCUACGAUUUCUAUUUUUUUUUAUCAAUAUUUUCAGCGAUGUUGCACAUGGCACCAACUUUUUGAACUCAAACUUUGAAGCGUCCCUCGAAGACGUUGAUCUAUGGUGCUGGAUGUUUGUUUUUUGUACGUGUUUUUAUGUGAUUCGCCUGUGCCUACAUGGAUAACAUGCUGUCCUCACAGUGAACGCAUGGCAUGAUGGUCAUGAAAACACUCUAACUGAACACCUACAGCUGUGCCUUCAUGAACAAACCUGCGCGUGGGAUGUUGCUUCAUGUCUAAUCGUUAUCUGUAUAUCAGUUAUUUAAACACCAAACUGCUGUGCCACCAAAUAUAUCUUCACAUGCAUGUGUUGGAAAAUCUGAUUCUGCCAAAGUAAUGCCAUCUCAAAAACCGAUUGCUUUGUAUUUUAUACUUGUGUUGUUUUGAAACCAUGUUCGUCCGUGUGUUUUUUUUUCUUCUUGUCUUAAAAUGUUUGGAUGGUAAAUAUCCACAUCAAACCCUGUUAUCAAUAAAGACCUUCUUUUGA
This is a messenger RNA of Pimephales promelas (fathead minnow), 3791 nucleotides long. It is a transcript of the gene tmem117, whose product is annotated as transmembrane protein 117. Lineage: Eukaryota; Metazoa; Chordata; Actinopteri; Cypriniformes; Leuciscidae. Gene Ontology annotation, biological process: intrinsic apoptotic signaling pathway in response to endoplasmic reticulum stress. The record is from RefSeq and is a predicted model, not a curated record.